UUAUCAUAUCUCCGCCCCUUAGUCCUCUUCUCCCAUGAGGGCGGCUCUUUAUAUUACCCCCAAACUCCUCCUGACUGGCGCCUUUUUUCCCCUUUAUCUGUAGGAGAGGAGACGCACAUGCUACUUGGACCACGUUGGAAUAAACCGCUUACUCUGCUGGUGUGAGAAGUAAACAUGAGCGACAAAGGGACAGUGUCGUCUAAGGAGGAGUCGACCGAGAAGAGGGGUCGUGGAAGACCCCGCAAGCUUCCUCAGGAGCCCAGCGGAUCCCCAACUGCAAAGAGGCCGAGAGGACGGCCUAAGGGCAGCAAAAACAAGGCCGCCACCAAGGCCAAAGCAAAGGCAGAACCUGCUCCUGGUGCAAAACGCAGAGGAAGACCCAAGAAGGAGGACAAGGAAGAGAAGCCUUCACAGGAGUCCUCUGAGCAGGAGGAGGAGGAAGAAGAGGAGGAGGAAGAAGAGGACCAGUAAUAUACAGCGCAUGCUACCUCACUCAACAUUUACUGACUUACUGUUAACCAUAACUGGACUGUAUUUCCAACAGCAGUGCCACUUUCAUGACCACUGAGGGCCCGAACAAGGGCCAACAAAGUACAAUUCUCAUGCAACAGCACUGGAUAGAACGCUGGACCUUGCACAAACGCAGGUCUAAGUAUCACAUGACAGACGACAGCCCUUUUCUCUUUAUCUUGAUAUCACAAGUCUUUUAUACAGGAGAAGGUGGGCUUUUAGGGGGCUAGUGUAUUUUCUUUUUUCCACUUAAAUAUGCUUUGUAGUCUUUUUUUUUUCCCCCCCUCUUUACUCAAUGUUACUUAUUGAUUAUGCUGUACCUGCGUCUGAGAUGGUAGGGCCUGUAGAGUUUGUUUUGUACUGGACAAAGGUGACUUUUACCAAUACUCGUGUUUGUGUGAUGUGGUUUAACCUAUCCUUUCCUAGAUGGAGUUGAUUUUCUGUGUUAAGGAUGAAAAUAGAUCACUGGUGGUAUACAGCAUAUACGCCCUUUCCUCUCCCCUGUGUUACCACUCACUCGUAGAAUGUCCUUUCAUGUAGGACAUUUAAGGUUUUAGCUUCUCAAACGGCCUCGUAGCGGGGGAGACAACUAGUGUUUAUUGUUGUUGGAUUUUUUUUUGUGUGUUACUUUCUAGUUCGAUACCAUUUAAAACCAUGUGCUGCUUCUUAUCAAAUGUUGUCAGUUGAAACUUCCGGGUUGAGAGCAUAGUGUCGGUUUUUCAGGGAGCUUUACGGACAUUUUUCCUGUACACUCGCCCAGCUAACUCAAAGACAAAUUAAAAAAAAAAAAAAAAACUCAGAAUAAUAAAAUGCAAAGAAGUUGGUACUAAUCUCCCAGGGCUGUAUAUUUUUCCCUCUUUACGCCACCUAGCGCCCACAUCUUCACUUCGCGUAGUUCUCAUGUCCUCACUGUUAUAGUAUGCGUUUUUAACAAUGCGUUUGGCUUUUUACAAGACAAAAAAACAUUUGUGUGUCCACCUGGAAGUCCUUCCACACACCUCAGCUGCUACAACCUCAGUUAUGAACCCGGAAAACUGCAAACAGACAACACAUGCCUGGAGGAGUUUCAUACCUCAUCAGCAGCUUAUACUGUAUCUUUGCAUUUAACCGUUUUUUUGGUGUUGCUGUUUAUUCUGGCGCAAGUUGGACAGGUUUCUUGAUUACUUUUUUUUUUUUUUUUUUAUACCUGGUUGAAACGGGCCUCAGCUUGCCCACAUCUACAGCUUGCAGGCCUGCUGGCGUGCGUGUGAAGCAAGUCAGCUUGGCAGUUGUGUUCACUGACUGUGGUAGUUUAGCAGGUUUUUAUUCUUUUGGUGCACUGAAAAAGUAUUGAGAUUGGAAAUUUCCUGGUCGUUUCUCAAAAUUUGAUUCGUAUCAGAAACUGACGUCUACAUCUGUUCAUUUAUAUACUGGAAACUGUUGAGGAUGGAAUCAUUCUUUCAAAUGGACACCGUAUAUAAAUGUACAAUGUAUAUAUUUUCUAUGGUGCCCAACAAUUUGUAUGAGAUAAAAUGGUCAAUAAAGAUAAUUUUCUGUCA
Molecule: messenger RNA, 2048 nt
Organism: Corythoichthys intestinalis (scribbled pipefish)
Lineage: Eukaryota; Metazoa; Chordata; Actinopteri; Syngnathiformes; Syngnathidae
Gene: hmga1a
Product: high mobility group AT-hook 1a
Exons: 5
Coding region: 175-471 (98 amino acids)
Biological process (GO): regulation of DNA-templated transcription
Cellular component (GO): nucleus; chromatin
Molecular function (GO): transcription coregulator activity; DNA binding
Source: RefSeq, a predicted model, not a curated record